AAGUAGGUUCAAUUAAUCCCAUUCAUUUCAUUUAUUGAUAUUUGUUAUAAAAAGGGAGAAGGGAAUGAAUGAAUAAAUCACUCACUCCACCAUCCAUCCCAACCUCCUAUGGCUAUGGAGCCUCCGAGCAAUUCCUCUCGCGGCGGUUGGAAAUCCGCCAUUUUUAUCAUCGCUGUGGAGGUAGCAGAGCGAUUUGCGUACUAUGGAGUUUCUGCAAAUUUGAUGAUGUACCUGACAAAGGUGUUCCACCAGCCGAUGGCGACCGCCGCGAGAAAUGUUAAUAAUUGGAUCGGCGUCUCCGCCGUGUUCCCCGUGCUCGGCGGUUUCCUCGCCGACUCGUACGUCGGUCGAUUUAGGAUGAUCCUCGCCUCCACCAGUAUCUACCUCCUUGGCCUUAUCUCGCUAACCAUCGCCGUCUCCGUCGUUCCGCUGCAAUUCCGGCACACGGUUUUCUUCACAUCUCUGUACAUUCUCGCCGUCGGCGAAGGCGGUCACAGACCGUGCGUGCAAACCUUCGCCGCCGACCAAUUCGACGACAGUAACGCCGAGGAGAAGGCGGCGAAGAGCUCCUUCUUCAACUGGUGGUUCGUCGGAAUCGUCUUCGGCGCAACGAUGGCGGUUCUGGUGGUCGUCUACAUCGAGGAUCACAUCGGAUGGAGCGUAGGUUACGCUAUCCUGUCGGCGGCGGUCGCCGCCGCGCUCAUCGUGUUUUUGGUUGGGAGCGGAAGCUACCGGCGGGAGGUUCCGGUGGGGAGUCCGUUCACGAGGCUCGCGCAGGUGGCCGUCGCCGCCGCAAGGAAGCAGCGACUAUCGGCGAAGGAAGCGCGCGGCGUUUGCAACGAAGAGGAAGAUAGUAACCUCUACGGCGGUCGGAUUCUCACCAGUACGGCUAGAUUCAGAUUCCUAGACAAAGCCGCCAUGAUCGACGGCGAGGAUGCUUUGCGCGAAGUCAGAAAUCCAUGGCGACUCUGUUCAAUCAACCAAAUCGAAGAAACUAAACUCGUCCUCCAGCUAAUUCCGAUAUGGCUGACCUGCCUGAUGUUCGCCGUCGUCCUCGCGCAGGUGAACACCUACUUCACCAAGCAAAUCAGCACUCUCCGGCUCCACCUCACCGCCACCUUCCAGGUCCCGCCGGCCUCCUUCCAGGUAUUCCCCGGCCUCACCAUCCUAAUCUCCAUCGUCCUCUACGAGCGCCUCCUCGUCCCCUCCUUCCGCCGCCUCACCGGCCACCCCUCCGGCAUAACAAUCCUCCAACGAAUCGGCACCGGCCUAGUCCUCUCCAUCCUCACCAUGUCCGUCGCCGCCCUGCUCGAAUCCAACCGCCUCCGCGUCGCCCGGCAGCACGGCCUCCUUGACCAGCCGACGGCGGUGCUCCCCAUGGCGGCGUGGUGGCUGAUCCCGCAGUACGUAAUGAUGGGUUUCUGCGACGUUUUCACGGUGAUCGGACUGCAGGAGCUCUUCUACGACCAAAUGCCGCCGGGGAUGAGGAGCCUCGGCGCGGCGGCGUAUCUUACGGUCACCGGCGUCGGAAACUUUAUGAGCAGUAUUUUGAUAACGAUUGUGAAGUGGAUUAGCUCAAAAGCAGGGCAGCCAUGGCUGGGCGAUAACCUCAACAGGGCAAAGCUCGAAAAUUUCUACUGGCUUUUGGCGGCGAUGAGCGCCGCCAAUUUCUGUGGGUAUCUCUUUGUGACGAACAAGUUUUUGUACAAGAGAAUUGAAGGGGAGAAGAAGGAGAUGGGGCUUCUAGAAGAUCCUAUAUAUAAUUAGAUAGUAAUUUAGAUUGAUUAAGUGGAAGAAAAUAAAUGAGGAUUAGUUUAGUUUAGUUUCGGGGAACUUGGUUUUAAGUUCUUUUUAUUAUGCUUAUUUAUUUAUUGAUGUUUAGUUC
Andrographis paniculata is the source of this 1885-nucleotide messenger RNA. Its product is annotated as protein NRT1/ PTR FAMILY 5.4. Gene Ontology annotation, biological process: transmembrane transport. Gene Ontology annotation, cellular component: membrane. The record is from RefSeq and is a predicted model, not a curated record. Gene Ontology annotation, molecular function: transmembrane transporter activity. Bases 109 to 1767 code for a protein of 552 amino acids. The transcript has 4 exons. NCBI's taxonomy places the organism in Eukaryota, Viridiplantae, Streptophyta, Magnoliopsida, Lamiales, Acanthaceae.